AUUAGCAGGUCAUCGAGUCCAGCCUCUCCAGUCUCAAAUCGCGUCCCAAAGCACGCGCUUAUUCCCAGACAACGCGAGAAGGGUGCGCGCUCCAGAGUGCAGAGUGCGUAGCUAGCGGCCAUGCCUGCCGACAACGCUUCCACCGACCCGGUGCCUCAAACCGGAUGACUGUAUGUGCAGGAGGCAGGCCCAACGACCAAAAGCUUGAUGUGGGAUAUCUCUCAUCUUUCAACGGGCUUGCCGUGUUGAACUCUCCCAAUGAUGAUGCUUUGAUCCACGUCAUUGCUGUCCACGGCAUCUAUGGCAUCCGACAGAAACCGUGGGCGCGCUCCGACUCGCCCGAGUCGACCUGGCUGGAGCCUGCUUUCACAAGGGCGCUCCCAGGUCCAGUCCGGGUCAUAUCAUACACGUAUGAGUCGCCGCCAGCAUUGUUGACACGAUACGGCAUCCAGCAAGAGGCUGCUCGUCUCCUAGACGCAAUCUUAUCACACCUGGAGUCUCACGCAGAGAAAUACGAAAGCGCCGAGAAAUCUUCAUCCGUUGUCUUCGUUUCCCAUGACAUCGGCGGGCUCCUCGUCAAGGCCGCAUUGAUUAAAGCAAGACUCAUGCCCGAGAAAUACUCGAGGCUUACGUCUAUCGUCAGGGGCCUAAUGUUCUUCGCCUGCCCACACAGAUGCAGCAGCUUGCAGAGCCUUCAAGAUCAGUUUGUGACUCUGCUCACACGGGACGAAUCUCCACAACAAGACAAUACAGCAACGCUGGCCCGGAGCCUCGCUGAAACCGCAAUCGAGAUCAACGGCGACUUCAUCCAUAUGGGGAUGCUACUUCAGGCGGGUGUCGCCAAUAUUUUCUCAACGGAUGAAGACGUGCGGCUUCGGGUGUUUGACAAGUAUACUGUCACGCUGGAUAUCCCGUCAGAGCGGCGGGUCGCGAGUCCCAAGCCCCAUGUCAACCUCACCAAGGCCUUUCUCCACUUGAGAGACAUCGAUAAGCCGGACUUCAAAGGCGCCGUGGACAAGAGUUGGGCCUUCUCGGACCUAGAACCUGAGACGGUUAACAGGUUGCACAUGUUCAUCUCUCAGGUCGCCCCCAUCUAUCCUCCAAGGCGCGCCGCGGACCCAUCAGACAUGUCUGCCCUCUCUGGCCAACAAGCUGUGCUCAAAGACUUUGUGGGCCGCAGGAGCAGCUGUGUCCUUCACGUCGGGUGCGCAUCUGGCACUGCUGCCACGUCAAUGGCAUCCGAAUCUAUCCUGUCUUACAUGUCCCAGUACGCCCCUAGACCGAAGACUUUCCACUUCGAAUUCGACGCCCGCGACGUCCGUCUUAACAAUGUCGACGCCAUGAUGCGGUCACUCUGGGCCCAGCUAGUUUGCGACUCAGCUUGGCCACUUGCGUUCCGGAUCAAAUGGGCUCUCAUUCGACAGUCUGUCACGAACCCACGCCUUGCUGCCGACAGCUUGUACCACAGCUGGAGAUAUUUCCACUUUACUAACGACUGCGACAAAGCCAUUUACGUUGUGAAUGGUCUGGAUAAGUGCGACGAGUCCUGGCGAUGCUUCGUGUCUGAGAUUCGGGACAUCAUCAGCACCACCGACAGUCUACUCAAGAUCAUCAUCUUGACUGCUGACGGCUCAGAGAAAAGUGCCGAAAUUCGGGACAUGCUGGCCACGCUCCCUGCGCAGAACCACGCGGACCUUGACGCGUCGUCAGUACUCACUGCCGGGUCGGGGAGCUCGCCCACAACGCAGGAACGCUUCCAACUGGCGCUGCUUCUCGACAAGAUGCCGAGGUUCAAGCCUCUGGCAUCGAGCCUGGAGGCCUGUUUUUUGAAACCUGGCUGGGACUCGGAUCUCGUGCACGUGGUUCUCAAAUGGCUGAGACACACCAAGCUGGCCACAAGCGUUGUCGAAACACAAAUCCGCGCCAUGGAUCCAUCCUCCCCUGCAUCCGUCUUCGCAGCCAUCGUCGGUACAGUCCCCAAAGAGCGCCAACUGUGGUUGCGCAGAUUUCUCUUCUGGACACAGGUUGCCAAGCGACGCCUCCGGGUCAGGGAAUUCUGCGCGGUUUCGACGUUGGCGGUGGAAUUAUCGAGAGAACCCGACAUCUCCAAGCUGCAGCCAAGCCACAGCUUCUACUGGAGGUGUGCCCUGGACGAUGUCCGAGAGUGGCUUGGCGGCAUAUUUGUCGUCAGGGACGGCGAGGUCUGUCUCGGACACGACGCAUUCGACGAGGUUCUGAGGCCAGAGACAAGCGAUGGCGAGCUCUACAGAGGUCACUUUGUCGUUUUGGAAACCUGCACCGCCUAUCUCUCCCUUGCAGGGCGUGGGAGACACUCGCCAGUAGUAUCCGUACUCGACUCUGAACCCCGUCAGAGCGACGAGGGCGACUCCGAUCUGGUGAGCCUGGUCGGUUCUCUGCCUUACGCGAUUGAGCAUUGGGCUUCGCACUACAAGCAUCUGAGAACGAGCUCCGACGAGUUCAUGCACUCCCAAGACCAAUUUGUGGCUGCCCUGCUCGGAGAUGCAAACUUCCUGCAGUACUGGGAACCGGCGUACCGCAACACACUGAGCCCGUUUAUGCGGCGACCGGUCUCCGAGGAGCGAUUGAGUCCGCUGGUCGCCGCAGCUGAGCUGGGACUUGAUGAUUUAGUGCGAGAGUUCCUACCCGCAUCUAGCGACGAGCGCCGGGUUGCAUUGGAAGAGGCAGCUAGAAACGGAAGAUUACGCACAGUCAUGAUCCUCCUGGAACCUGACGCCGAAGACGACGGGGCGAAAGCUGAAUCUCACAUCCCCUUCACCGAGGAGGCAGUCCUGGCAGCUUCUGUGUGCGGCAACGACCAGAUAUUCCGAGAGCUGGUGAAGAGGAUGGUCCUUUGCCGCAACCAGCAUCAGAAGAAGAAGUACUCUUCCUUACCCAUACUCCUCCUCCAGGCUAGUUGGCUGGGGCUGGACGAUGUUGUCAAGCAGCUGUUGGAUCUUGGAGCAGACCCCAACCUGCAAGAUAUGACAGAGACGAGUGCACGCUUGCCCCUCCACUUCGCCGCUCGCAGAAACAAAGUGCAUGUCCUCAGGGUGCUCCUGGACGCCGGAGCAAGUCUCACUGCGAAGGAACAAGACGGAGCCGGGGCGAAUGCCUUGCAUGCUGCUUGCAACUAUGGGGCGAAAGAGUGCGUCGAGGAGCUGGUGAAGAGAGGCGCACCGUUGGAGAGCAGAGAAGGUGCUGGGAAUUUAACGCCGUUACACCUCGCCAGCCAGCAGGGCUAUUACGAGAUAGUCCAGUUCCUGCUCGAGCAAAGGGACGACCCCCAAGAUUAUACGGAGGCAGAUGUUUCUCCCCUCUCUCUCGCCGCUAUGUAUGGCAUGCCACGCUGCGCGGAGAUGCUUCUGCGACACAAGGCCGACCCGAAUGUGCCCAAAAGCAAACCACCCCUCAGGGGUGCGGUCAUGAACGAGGACAUUGCCAUGUGUCGUAUGCUUCUCGAUUAUGGAGCACACGUCGACCACGUAUUGGAAGGACAGUCGCCAUAUCUCGUCCAGGCGGUCGAAUUCAAGAACAUGGAGCUCGUGAACCUUCUACUCGAGUACGGGCCGAAUGUCGACCUCAGCCAAAUCAACACCGGUAGCACACCGUUGUCGAUGGCCGCAGCCCUCGGGUUUGGCGAAGCAAUCCGGCGACUGCUCACUGCCGGGGCAAGCAUUGAGCUUCAGAACUCGACCGCGCAGACGCCCCUUUGGUCCGCCGCUCGAGAGGGCCACGAAGAGGCCACCAGGAUCCUCGCAGAGGCCGGCGCCGAUGUAAAUGCGCCGGCUGCCUCCGACUGGGCGCCUCUGCAGCUUGCCUACAACAGCCCCGGCGUAACACGCAUUCUCCUGGAUCACGGCGCAGAUGUGAACCAUGAGUCGGCCGGAGGCACAGCGCUGCGCCUGGCAGCAUAUUGGAACGAACCUGAGGUGGUGAAGCUGUUGUUAGAGAAGAAUCCCAACCUGACAACCGCGUUCGUGACUGCACUAGACAAAGGGCACCAUGAGAUUGUUGGGCUCCUUCUGGAGGCUGGCGCCGACGUCAAUCACGUCUAUCCCUUGGGCACGGGCUUCAACGCCUUGCGCCGGGCCAUCAAGGCGGACAGCGACGAAUCGGUGCGGGUCCUCUUGGAAUUCAAUCCUGAUGUCAAAACCCGGGACUACGAGGAACGUACUGUACUCCACGCGAUCCACCACUCGACUCCCGUGUCGUUGGUGAGGCGACUCGUCAAUGCCGGGUCGGAUCUAGAUGAAGAGGACAAUGUCGGACGCACGCCUCUCUGGUCUGCCGUCAUAGGAUCCAACGUUGAGGUAGCUAGAUAUUUGGUGUCAAAGAAGGUCAGGCUGCAGGGCUUUGGUGUCCCCGGUGAGGACGGCCUGAUGCAUGCAGCCUGUCGGUUUGGCAGCCUCGCCAUGGUCGAAUUCAUGAUGCAACAGGGUCUCGAUGUCAACGCCGACGGCGGUUGGCUGGGGACGCCCCUGCAGGCCGCAUGCUUGCGAAGCCCGUUCGACAGCUUCCCCGAGGAGAAUCAGGUCUCAAUCGUUCGCUACCUGAUCGGCGAGGGCAAAGCAGACGUCAAUGCCGCCACGGGGUUGCAUGGAUCUCCCUUGAAUACUGCGGCCGGCGUGUGUUGCUCGGAAAUUGUCGGCCUGCUCGUCGACGCAGGGGCUAGGGUUGAUGCGGCGGACCCGGUCGUUGGAAUGACCGCCACGCACCUGGCCUCCUCGAAUUCGCUCGCCGCCCUCCACGCCCUCAAGCUCGACGAGCACGACGACGACGCAAACUUCAAGCGACGAGACCUCACGGGCAGACUUCCGCUUCACUACGCUGCCUCGAGCGGCGACGUUGAAGUCUUGAAGGAGGUUCUGGCGAGGUCGCGGCGAGUUGGCCUGCAGAUCGACGAGCGCGACCACGACGGAUGGACCCCUCUCAUGUGGGCUGCCAGGACGACGGGCUUGUGGUGGACAACUAGGACAUACGAUCAUGUGGGCGUCAUCAACUUGCUCCUGGAUGAAAAUGCCGACACAUCCGUCACUGCGCGCGGGAUCCGUCGAGAAUGGACGCCGUGGAAGGUGGCGAGGUAUCACGGUGCUGAUCCAGAGAUUGUGCGCCGGCUUGCUCCGAAAGGCUCUGCAAAGAGCAGCAACGACGCCACAACACCAAAGAGUUCACCUGGGUCUGCCUGCAACUGCUGUUUUCUGGGCAUCUGGGGUAUCUUCUACAAGUGCUUCUCGUGCAAGGUCAGUUUUGACUUGUGCUUCAAGUGCUAUCGACUCAAGGACGUCCUACACCCACAGCACGAGUUCGCCGAGUAUGGCCAGGAUUGGGAUGAGCAGAUGGAAGAGCCUGUUGCUCGGGGCAUAGUUCGUUCCGAUACCAUGGCCUCCGAACAUGCCAUUGACGGCGCCGCUGGAGAAGAGGACGAUGACGAGGAGGUGCCGUACGACAGCGGUUCCGAGUAGAGUGACUUUCGCAGGACAGGCUCUGAAUAAUGCAGCAUUAUAUCACUGCCUCGAGAACCGGAAUACAUCUACGAGUUCACGUAGAGUGCCGUAGUACCGAUGCCCUAAUUAUCAUCUGCUAACUACACCCUCCCUCCCUCCCUCAC
Molecule: messenger RNA, 5629 nt
Organism: Phialemonium atrogriseum
Lineage: Eukaryota; Fungi; Ascomycota; Sordariomycetes; Cephalothecales; Cephalothecaceae
Product: ankyrin repeat-containing domain protein
Exons: 8
Coding region: 165-5483 (1772 amino acids)
Molecular function (GO): protein binding
Source: RefSeq, a predicted model, not a curated record